This is a messenger RNA of Drosophila novamexicana, 2732 nucleotides long. It is a transcript of the gene l(2)37Cb, whose product is annotated as pre-mRNA-splicing factor ATP-dependent RNA helicase DHX16. Gene Ontology annotation, cellular component: intracellular anatomical structure; catalytic step 2 spliceosome. NCBI's taxonomy places the organism in Eukaryota, Metazoa, Arthropoda, Insecta, Diptera, Drosophilidae. Gene Ontology annotation, molecular function: RNA binding; ATP binding. The transcript has 4 exons. The record is from RefSeq and is a predicted model, not a curated record. The coding region runs from base 48 to 2732 and encodes 894 amino acids.
CGAGCUCUCUUGUUGUGUUUGGCUUGUGAUUUAAUAUUUUAGGAAAUAUGUCGAGUAAAAGUCGUAAACGGACGGCUAGCAGUAGCAGCAGCAGCGCGGAGGAGCCAGACAGCGAAGAGGAGUCGCGUCUUAAGGAUCUACGAGAGCGAGAUGAGUUUGCCAAUCGCUUGAAGCAGCGUGAUGAGGAACGCACCCGCAAAGUGGUUGAGGCAACUGGCGGACGCAAAGCGAUUGAAGAGGCCACCAAGCGCCUGAAGCUGGAGCAUGAGGACCGAGACAAGAUUGUGCCUCAUCUGCGCGUCCAAUCGCGCCGACAGUACUUGGAAAAGCGCAAGGAAGACAAAGUGGCUGAGCUGGAGGCAGACAUACUGGACGACGAAUAUCUCUUCGAAGAGAGCGUUUUAACCAAGCGCGAACGGGAGGAGCGCCAGUACAAGAAACAACUGUUGAACAUAGCCAAGGAGCAUGAGAAGGCGCGUGAGCUGGAGCGCAUUCAGCGUUAUCACAUGCCACAGGAUCUUAAGAAGGGCGAGCGAUCGGAGUACGUAGAGGUUGAUGAAUUUGAGAAGCAGCCCAACUCGGAGCAAAAGAAAUGGGAGGCUGAGCAGCUGGCAUCAGCACGCUUCCAGUUUGGUGCCAAGGACGCAAAGGCUGAGGAGGAGUAUGAGUUGCUGCUGGAUGAUCAAAUUGAUUUCAUACAGGCCCUUACACUUGACGGGACCCGAGAGAAGACCGCCAAACAAGCUGAACUAACUGAAAAAGAACGAAAGCGUCUGACGCUGGAUGAGACGCGCAAAUCGUUGCCUGUUUAUCCCUUUAAGGAGGAUCUCAUUGCAGCUGUAAAGGAGCAUCAGGUGCUGAUCAUUGAAGGCGAGACAGGUUCUGGCAAGACCACACAGGUGCCGCAGUACCUUGUUGAUGCAGGUUUUACGAAGGAUAAGAAAAUGAUUGGCUGCACACAGCCGCGACGCGUGGCUGCCAUGUCAGUGGCAGCUCGAGUGGCCGAAGAAAUGGGUGUUAAGCUCGGCAAUGAGGUGGGCUACAGCAUUCGCUUCGAGGACUGUACAUCGGAUCGCACCAUACUCAAGUACAUGACAGAUGGCACGUUGCACCGUGAGUUCCUCUCGGAACCGGAUCUGGGCUCAUACAGCGUCAUGAUCAUUGAUGAGGCCCAUGAGCGUACGCUGCAUACGGAUAUUCUGUUUGGCCUUGUGAAGGACAUAGCACGAUUUCGGCCCGAGCUAAAGUUGCUCAUUUCCAGCGCUACGCUUGAUGCAGAGAAAUUCUCCGCCUUCUUUGACGAUGCGCCCAUUUUUCGCAUACCCGGUAGGCGCUAUCCGGUAGAUAUAUUCUAUACGAAAGCGCCCGAGGCGGACUAUAUUGACGCCUGCUGCGUAUCGGUGCUGCAGAUUCACGCUACGCAGCCGCUUGGCGAUAUUUUGGUAUUUCUCACGGGCCAGGACGAGAUCGAGACGUGUCAGGAGGUGCUGCAGGAUCGUGUCAAGCGUUUGGGCUCCAAAAUACGCGAGCUCAUUGUCAUUCCAGUCUAUGCCAAUUUACCCAGCGACAUGCAGGCCAAAAUCUUUGAGCCGACGCCGCCCAAUGCACGCAAGGUGAUCCUUGCCACGAACAUUGCGGAAACGUCGCUGACUAUAGACAACAUCAUUUAUGUCAUCGAUCCGGGCUUUGCCAAGCAAAACAACUUUAAUUCUCGCACGGGCAUGGAAUCGCUAAUGGUGGUGCCCAUUUCAAAGGCUUCGGCAAAUCAACGAGCUGGACGCGCUGGACGUACAGCUCCAGGCAAAUGCUUCCGUCUGUACACCGCCUGGGCAUACAAGCACGAGCUGGAGGAGAACACAGUGCCCGAAAUCUGCCGCAUUAACCUCGGCAAUGCGGUGCUCAUGCUCAAGGCCUUGGGCAUUAACGAUCUAAUACACUUUGACUUUCUUGAUCCGCCACCACACGAGACGCUAGUGCUGGCACUGGAGCAGCUUUACGCGUUGGGUGCGCUCAAUCAUCACGGCGAAUUGACCAAGCUGGGCCGUCGCAUGGCGGAGUUUCCCGUGGACCCAAUGAUGGGAAAGAUGCUGCUGGCCAGCGAAAAAUACAAGUGCUCCGAGGAAAUGGUCACCAUAGCGGCCAUGCUGUCAGUUAAUAGCGCCAUAUUCUAUCGGCCCAAGGACAAGAUCAUACACGCUGAUACCGCGCGCAAGAACUUCAAUCAUAUGCACGGUGACCAUCUAAGUCUGCUUCAGGUCUACAACCAGUGGGCGGAGACGGAUUACAGCACCCAGUGGUGCUACGAGAACUUUAUACAGUACAGAUCCAUGAAGCGGGCUCGCGAUGUGCGCGAGCAGCUGGUCGGUCUGAUGCAGCGCGUCGAAAUAGACAUGGUCAGCUGUCUGCCAGAAACGAUCAACGUGCGCAAGGCGGCCACGGCUGGCUACUUUUAUCAUGUGGCACGUCUGUCCAAGGGCGGUCACUACAAGACAAUUAAGCACAAUCAAACUGUAAUGAUACAUCCCAACUCGUCGUUGUUUGAGGAGCUGCCGCGGUGGGUGCUAUAUCAUGAGCUGGUCUUCACCUCCAAAGAGUACAUGCGUCAGGUUAUUGAAAUUGAAAGCAAAUGGCUGCUGGAGGUAGCUCCUCAUUACUACAAAUCAAAGGAACUGGAGGAUUCCACUAAUAAAAAGAUGCCCAAAACCGCAGGACGCGCAGAGAUGACGCAAUAA